This is a messenger RNA of Aspergillus affinis, 5607 nucleotides long. RefSeq names its product ECM29 family proteasome component. The transcript is spliced from 4 exons. NCBI's taxonomy places the organism in Eukaryota, Fungi, Ascomycota, Eurotiomycetes, Eurotiales, Aspergillaceae. Gene Ontology annotation, cellular component: nucleus; cytoplasm. The coding region runs from base 1 to 5607 and encodes 1868 amino acids. The record is from RefSeq and is a predicted model, not a curated record. Gene Ontology annotation, biological process: proteasome assembly. Gene Ontology annotation, molecular function: molecular adaptor activity.
AUGGCAUCGGAGACCACGUCAGCGAAUGCCGAGGCCCGCGAGCUGAGCUUGAUAUCUAAAGUCGAGCUCAGGAUCGCUCUGGCAGAAACGGAUGAGAAACUAAGUACAUUACUCAGCACGUAUCUGGUACCUCUACUGCUGAAACUGGGCUCCGAGAGCCUUGCGGUGCGCAACAAGGUAAUUGCAGUCUGCCAGCAUAUCAACACGAGAGCCCAGUCCCCAUCAAUCAAGCUGCCCGUGCCAGCUUUAUUGAAGCAGUUCAAGGAACAAAAGUCCCCCCUAAUUAGACACUUCGACUUGAUUUAUAUUCAACAAGGGCUAGAUCGGCUGGGUUCCGAUGCCAGAAUUGAGAUUCUGGUUCCAUUGCUUCAGGGAGUCUCCGAGAUUGGGACCUCUAUCGACCAGGCUGCCGUCGUGUUCAAUCUCGUCCUUCGGCUUUUACCGUUGCUAAAACUACCCGCGAAGGAUAGUAAAGAUGAUGCGCAGUUGAAGUCUCAUCUUGGUCUCUCCGAUCAGGAUACCCGCUUCUUAGCCUCUUGGUUUGGGAAAUUACUCAUUCUCGCCCCCGCGGAGAAGAAUGCGCCCACAUGUCCAGGGCUUUCUCCCGCAGAGUACAUAUUUCUGAACAAAGGCGCGCCUGCGACGGAAACUUGGAGUCAAUCCUCUCCCGGUGGGUUGAAUUUGACCGAGACUAAAGCGACUGCGUUGAGGUUUCUCGCCAGUGGAGCCUUCGCACCCUCAGAGCGCUUUCUGCCGGCUUUGAUUGCAUCUGCGGAUACAAACACCCGUAUAUCAGACUUGGCAGAGGAGAUUAUGAAGCGGUUCAUUCCGGAUCUCGAAAAUCCAGAAGUCGUACAGCAGCUGUAUGGUCUGUACUUUGGAGCGGGCACGCCUGAUGGUGCGCUCCCAGCACGACCUGCCUUGCAGAUCAGAAUUCUAGUGUAUCUGGGAAAAUCGAUGCGGGCUACAGUGGACACCGAUAAAGUAAUUCGAUUGAUAGAAGAGGGUCUGCUUUCCGACGCUGCGAGAACUGCGCAAGGAUUGCAAGCCUCGAAGUUGCGCACACAAAUAUUCACCUUCACGACAUGGGUGGUGCGCAUGGGCUCUUCAUCCGAACUCAAACGCAUGGCGCCCAAGGUAAUAGCAGGUCUGAAGGAUUUUAUCGAGUCUCAAGGCUGGCCAAGCCCCGGCGCGAGUGGACAGCGGCUCCCCGCGAGCGAUCUAAGUCUACGGGGCCUUGCCUACGAGAGCAUUGGAGUCAUGGUCCCGAAAGUGGACUUCCAGGUGCGGGAGGAAGAUGAGGCGAUAUCAGGCUAUGACCUGAUCAGAUGGCUAUUCACGUCUCUAAGCUCCGAUGACUCCAGCUCUCAGAUUUUUGUGAGCAUCGAACAGGCUCUGGGAAGUAUUCUCAACUCAUCGGUUGAUAACUGGGAUAAACAAUUCCAAGACCAUCUGCGGCCAUUCCUUAUUCACCAGAUGGGAAAUCACCCUGGAGAUGACGAUUCGAUGACGGGGUUCAAGAUAGUCAGGAGUCCUCAGUAUGCAGCUGUGCGCUUUUCUAAUAGAUUUUUGCCAUAUGGAGAUGUUGUCGCUCGUUGGAUUGACCUCAUCGCCGUCGCGCAAGGUUCAGAAAGGCGUCAUGAGGUCAUUGAGGAAGGAAAAAAGGGCUUGCAUCCUUACUGGUACCGCCUUUUGAACCCUGGCAAGGACAAGAAAUGGUUCGCGUCAGUGACGGAUGACUCGCGAGCUUUGUGGUUCAAUUUCCCCAACUUUUCCGAGGUGACACGCUUCCUGUUUGGUUCGGAGGCCUCAGCCGGAGUGCCUGGGCUCUCCGCGACGGAGAUACUAUCAGGGCCCUACAAAAAGGCAUUUGCCCCUGCUGUGACGUUUCUACGUGAGAUCCUGCUCUGGGAGUCCUUCUCCAAAUCCAAUAUCACGGCAGGCAUUGAGCAGGAUUGGGAUGUCAAGCUUGAUGUGCUCCUUUCGACCGAUGAGCAGGCACGGUCAGCGGUAAGAAAGCACAUACAGAUCUCCGAAAAAGGAGCCGUCCUGCUGUUCCUAUCGAGUGCUUUGGCCGGUCUCGUCGGCGAGAAUUCGGAAGGUCGGCUGCAAUGUGGCGAGCAGUUUGUCAGUAUCUGCUCGCUGGUCUCGAAUGACAUAGUUGAGGCGCUGAUUCCCCAAACACUGUCAUUGAAAGGCCCUCUUUACAGCAACGACCAAGGGAGGCAGGAUGUAGCGGCACACGCCCUCGGAAUCUUGGCCUCUCAUCCUACAUUUAGUGAGAAUGAUCUAGCGGUUCUCGUUACCGAGCUGUCAAGCUCUGUUGCUGCAUGGAAGGAUGCGAUUGGUGAACUCGCCCUCAAAAGCCGAGGGGCAAUCCUUGCCUUGUCGUACGUAUUCAGCCGACUUGCUUUUCGAAACAUGCGACACAGAAUCCCAGAAGAACCGGCAAAUCGUUUUAUCAGUGCAGUUUUCGAAAUAAUCGAGACUGCCAGGGACUCUCUGCUCCGACGGUCUGCGCAGGUGGCUAUUGGACAACUCGCCCUUUCGGGAAUAUUACCACCUACGAGGCUUUCUGGUGAUACGUGGAAGUCAAUCAAGAGCAAGAUAGCGCAGGAUGCGAAGGCUGAAAGCGAGGCAGCUAUCAUCUCCAUGGGACUGUUAUCGCUGACAUUCUCUGGCAACAGCGAACUGUCUGUAGAAGAAGCGCUCAAGGAAUCGCUGGAUGCACUCUAUGGCUUGCACGAGAUCCGCAGUCCCGAGGUACAUUUUACAGUCGGUGAGGCACUGAGUGGCGCUGCUGUCGGGUGGAAAUCUAGAUCACUGGCGACCGAAUUUGAUGUUGAUGAACAACCUCCCGCGUCCUCGAUCUCCGAAGUCGUGCUUGCUACUAUGUGCGACAAAAUUAUCGAUGACUGUGGUGCGUCGAAGCCAGCUCUCCGAAAGGCAUCUGCGAUUUGGUUGUUAUGCCUAGUGAAAAAUUGUGGCCAUAUACAGGAAAUGCAAAUCAGACUCCGCAAGUGCCAAGAGACAUUCUCCAGACUGCUGGGCGAUCGAGAUGAGGUGGUUCAGGAAACUGGAGCUCAAGGCUUGAGUCUCGUGUAUGAGAUUGGGGACCAGGCGCUCAAGGAUGACUUAGUGCGCGACCUGGUAGAAUCUUUCACAGCAAACAGCUCUAGCUUGAGGGGUGGGAGGGUCAAUGAAGAAACCGAACUCUUUGAACCAGGAUCUCUUCCCACCGGAGGUGGUUCUUCGGUCAAUACCUACAAGGAUAUCAUGAACCUUGCCGCCGAAGCCGGCGAUCCUUCGCUCGUGUAUCGAUUCAUGUCAUUGGCCUCAAACAAUGCCCUCUGGACCAAUCGUGCAGCGUUCAGCAAGCUGGGAAUCAGCAGCAUCUUUUCGGAUUCUAGUGCCAGCGGGUAUCUCGCCAGCAAUCCCAAGAUCUAUCCCAAACUGUUCCGUUAUAGGUUUGACCCUAAUCCGAAUGUGCAGCGGUCCAUGAACACGAUAUGGCAAGCGCUGGUCAAAGAGCCGGCAGAGUUGAUCAACACUCAUUUCGAUGAAAUCAUAGGAGAUCUACUCAAAAGUAUGAUGGCGGGACGGGAAUGGCGAGUGCGACAGGCGAGCUGUGCCGCGAUCGCGGACCUGCUUCAGGGUCGACAGCCGGAUAGCUACGCCAGGUACACGGACGAGAUCUUCAGCAAGGCCUUUAAACUGGUGGACGAUAUCAAAGAGUCCGUUCGAGCGGCCGCUCUGAAGCUCUGUCAAACGAUCACGAACGCAGUCCUUCGUACACUGGAGACAGGCGACUCGAACGCCAAAAGGUCGAGCAAGAUGCUCGAUAGUGUGAUCCCCUUCUUAUUGAGUGACAAAGGCAUGGAAUCCGGCGUCCAGGAAGUCCAAGGGUUUGCGAUCGGCGCUUUGGUCCAAAUGAUCAAGAAAAGUCCCGGUGGACCAUUGCGCCCAUUUGUGCCGCAGAUUAUGGAACAAUUCCUGAAUUCUCUGAGCUCGCUGGAGCCGCAGGCAGUCAACUACGUCCAUCUCAAUGCAGAAAAGUACGGAUUGAGUGGCCAGGAUAUCGACAAAAUGAGGCUCUCCAGUAUUCGCACUUCGCCGAUGAUGGAAGUGAUUGAACGAUACCUCAUCGAUACGUUGGACGAAACGAGUAUGAAAGAGUUUGCGGUCAAACUCGAAGGCGUGCUUCGAUCGGCCGUGGGUCUGCCCUCCAAGGUAGGCUGCAGCCGUGUUUUAGUUCUGCUCAGCAUGAAGCCGGCUGUCUUCCGUCCCUAUGCGGAUCGCUUUGUUCAGCUUCUGGGGAAAUACGUGGUCGACCGCAACGACACCGUCAGUGCGUCCUACUGUACAUCCAUCGGCUACCUUCUACGACUGGCUUCCGAUGAUCGGAUUCUCAAGAUGAUGGAGCAUGCUAAAAAUCUGUACCUAAGUGCAGAAGACGUCAAUCCGCGCAUCAUUUCAGCGGAGAUUCUUCACUCGGCAUCCAAGUUGUCUAACGAUAAGUUCAUGGCCUUUGCUGCGACUGUCUUGCCGUUCAUAUUUGUUGCGAAGUACGAUAGUGAUGCCCAUGUCAGAGAGGUCUUUGAGAAGACAUGGCAGGAUAACGUGGGCGGGAAUCGUGCAGUGUCACUGUACCUCAAAGAAAUCACGGCUCUGGUUUUGGAGAACCUGGAGUCGCCCCGCUGGGCGAUCAAGCAUACAGCGGCACUGGGAUUCGCCAAUGCUAUCAUGGCACUAGACCCCGAGGUCGACAUCGCCACGGGGAAACAUCUGUGGCCCGUCUUGGAAAAUGCAAUGGCAGGCAAAACUUGGGAAGGGAAGGAGACCGUCUUAAAGGCGUUCGUGAAGUUUGCGGGCCAGGCCACGAAACUCUGGCACGAGGACCCCCCGCUCGGUGACACAAUGAAGGUCAUAGCAGUUCGAGAGGCGAAGCGCAAAAACCCCACGUAUCGCCCGUACGCGCUGGUCGCCUUGGGCGGAGUCGCUCAGGCACGCAAAGAUCUCAACCUGAUGCCUGAUGCCAUAAGCAUCGUAUCCCAAGUAGUGGAUGAACUAGAGGAUGAAGAGGACUCGAUGGAUAUCGACUCAGGAAACGGACAGAAGUCUAAGCAAACCACCGACGAUACACUGGCGGCUUGUGUGAAAUGCCUUCUACAAAGCUUCAAUCCAGCAUCCUGUGGGUCUACAGAAAGCACCACCGGACAUUUGCUACAAACCAAGACGCUUCUUCACCGAGUAGUCCGCAGUGGCGGUCGAAACGUGCAGGUCACGUUGUAUGAACAGCUCCGCAUGUUGUUCAGUCGGUUAGAGGAAUGGGCUCCAGCGAAUGCAGUGACUCUCAUUCGCGAAUUACGAGAAUCGCUGGCGGUGCUAGCGGGGGAGAUGUUGUCCUGCGAGAUAGAUGUGUCGGCCGAAGCCAUCCGCAUGGGGCGGGCGCAAGCAGCAGCCUCGUAUGUUACCUUCAGUCAGAAGACCGGGCUGGAGGUCAAUACAGCCCUCCCGGAACUGCUCAAGGACUGGAGGGGGGCGGAAAGAUCUGGACCGGUGCAGCAGAUAUUAGAUCAGACACUGCGAAAACUCAUGUCGCCAUGA